AUGGGCAAAGCCGUGGCACCGGCCCGACCCACCGCGGUGGUACGCGAGAAUGGCUUGAUCUACAGGUCCAAGGCCCGUGGCUUGCAGGAUACAUCGAACCUGCCCGCGCUACAGAAUCUGCUGAAGCGCGAGCCGGCCGCGUAUACCGAAGAGUUUUUGGCACAAUGGAAUCAUUACGAAAGCUUGCGCCGCAUCUAUGCCUCGGGCAUUGGGCAGCAUGUCGAAGGCAGUGCUGCCGAUGGCACAGGCGUUCAUGCCGUACGUAUGAGCAAAGAUCAGCAAGAGCAGUUUGAGCAGCUUCUUUCGUUUGUCGCGCAACUCGCGCCAAGCUAUCCACAGAUCACCGCCGAGUUCCCGCAGCAUGUGAGUGAAUUGCUGCUCGAGCACCAUACAAGUCUGAGCCCUGAUCUUCGUAAGACGUGCUUCCGCGCCUUGACGCUCCUGCGUAAUCGUCAUGUGAUUUCGAGUGAGGCGUUGCUCAAGACCCUGUUCCCUCUCUUGAGUGUCACGACCUCAUCAGAAAUGCGCACUUCGAUUCUCCAUACGAUCGUGCAGGAUCUUAAACUGGCCAAUCACAAGUCGAAGGAUCCACGCUUGAACCGCAUGGUCCAAGGACUCUUGUUCGGCAUGGUCGAGCGUGGCAUGAAUGCCGACGGGUCCAGCGUCGUGCUGCGCCGGGCGGAUGCCGAGCUGAAGGGCCGCACGGAAGCUCUAUGGGCGGUACGAGUCGCCUCAGAAAUGUGGCGACGUCGGAUUUGGAACGAUACACGGACCGUGGCGCUGUUGGCGAUGGCGUGCACGCAUCCGCAUCCCAAAGUGCAGGCGUCAGCGGUGCGUUUCUUCCUGGGCGAUUUGCAUGCCUCUGAACAGGGCGCAGAGGACAGCGAUGAGGAGAACGACGAUCAAGGCCCAGAUGUUGGCCGCUUAGAACACCAACGCAAGGUCGGAAAGAAGACCAAGGCUGGCGAGCGUCGUUUGAAGCUGGCGCAGGCGCAGGCACGUCGGCGUCGGAAAGAGCAAGCAUCGAAAGCGCUUGAUAAAGAAGAUCAAGACACGAGCAAUAUGGCGGCGAUUCAUUUGCUCCACGACCCGCAGGCGUUUGCCGAAGGCUUGUUUGAGAACCUAAGCAAGGGCGAUAAACGUCACCCGCUGGAAAUGAAAGUGCGUCUCCUGCAGCUUUUGAGUCGCGUAAUGAGUACGCACCGCUUAACGAUUUUAAGCUUUUACAGCUACGUGGCAAAGUACCUUAUGCCGCACCAGCUGCACAUUACACUCAUUCUCGUAUCCCUCGCUCAGUCGGUUCACGAUCAGACGCCGACCGAUGUCCUGACGCCUGUGUUGCGCAAGAUUGCCUAUGCGUUUGUGCACCCGGGUGUAGGUGCUGAAGUUGUGGCGGCCGGCAUCAAUACCAUUCGCGAGAUCUGCCGACGUCAGCCAUGGUGCAUGGAAGAGGAUUUGUUGGAAGACCUUGUGGCGUACCGCCGCUCCAAAGACAAGGGUGUGAGUGCCGCCUCGCGAGGUUUGAUGCAGCUGUACCGUGAAGUAAAUCCUGCCAUGCUGCGUCGCGCAGAGCGUGGCAAGGCAGGCUCGAUGGCGCUGGCGCAGGGCAAAAUGCCAGAGCGGUUCGGUGUGGACCGUCGCGAAGUGCAUGGCAUUCAAGGUAUCGAAUUGUUGGAGCAGCACCUGAAAGAACGUGCCGAUGACGAGGAGGACGAGGCUGGCUGGGAUGGCUGGGAGCUCGAAAGCGCGUCAGAUAGCGAUAGCUCUGGCGGCUGGAUCAAUGUAAGCUCGGACGAAGAGGACGGCAGUCACUUCUCGCUAGAGCACAGUGACUUGGACGCAAGUGACAAUGAAGAUGCGAAGCCGAAAGAUACGCGACCUAUGAGCGAACGUGUGCGUGAGGCACGUCGCGAACGUCGUGAGGCGCGCAAACGCAAGGAGCAGGGUGACGGCGAGAGCGACGAGAGCGAGGCAGAGGACGAGGCUAACGAGGACCAGAAGGAGGAGCCUACCAGUGACAAGCCUGACCAGUUCUCCGAGCUGGCGAUGACCAAGAUUCUGACACCGGCCGAUUUCGCGAAACUGAAUGAACUCCGACUUCAAGCGGCGGAAGAAGAGGCGAAGGUGGGGGGAGCUGCCGGCGCUCGUGCACGUCGCGAGCUUGCAGCCUUGCAGCUCUCGAAGAAGCGCAUGUCGGCCAGUGGCAGCGCAGGUGGUGAGGUGCUCGACGAGUCGGAUAUUUUGGGUCCACGCAAGAAGGCGAAGGCCGACUAUGAAGAGCGCAUGGCGAGUAUCAACAGCGGUCGUGAAGGUCGUGAGAAGUACGGUAGCCGCAAAGGCAAGAAGAACAAGGAGGUGGCCAGUAGCUCGACGAACCGCCAAAAGGCCAAGGGCAAGAAUUUCCAAAUGAUUGCCAAGAGUUGGGGCGUACGCAGCAAGAAGAAUGCAUCGCUGCGCGAAAAGAGCAAGCGUCUACGCAAGCAUGUGACACAGGCCAAGAAACGUAUGAAGUAG
Malassezia pachydermatis is the source of this 2514-nucleotide messenger RNA. RefSeq names its product protein required for actin cytoskeleton organization and cell cycle progression. Lineage: Eukaryota; Fungi; Basidiomycota; Malasseziomycetes; Malasseziales; Malasseziaceae. The record is from RefSeq and is a predicted model, not a curated record. Gene Ontology annotation, biological process: ribosomal large subunit biogenesis; ribosomal large subunit export from nucleus. Gene Ontology annotation, cellular component: nucleolus. The transcript is spliced from 2 exons. The coding region runs from base 1 to 2514 and encodes 837 amino acids.